CAAGCUGCUUCCGCUAUUGAAUUGUGACAACAUCCGGUGCGACAAUCGUCAGUUGUAACUUGAAGCAUCUUGUCUAAGUGGGAACAUGGACAGAAUAGACCUGCCCCCUGUGGGCCCCAUGGACCUGCCUCUGUCUCUGCUGGAGCUGGGAUGCUCCGGCAGGUUUGAGCUCAUCACACACCCCCUUCCAGAACAUCAGUUACCUCCACUAAGCACGCUUCCACAUGGACUUCCCCCCUCGAGUCUAAACCUGGAGACAGAAGUUGAAAAACAGUUUUUACAGGAUCCUGCCUGGCUUCCUAUACACGACACAGACUUGGCUUUCCAAAAGUUCCUCAAAGUUACAAAGAGAGAGCCCAACAUCGACUCUCUGCUCAACUGCAAUGCGUCACCACUUCACUCCGGUCUCUCAGUUGUCAGGGAUCCAACCACAGGAAUGCUCCGGGAUUUCAAGGAGGUUUUACUAGAAAACACUGACCUCUCUGCCAAAAACUCGCUCUCUCUACAUCGUCAACCGGGGCCUCCGUCAGAGAGCCUACGAGGAAGCAGCACAAACUACCCCUUCCUUCCUGGAGGAAUGGAAGAGCUUACACUGGAACAAAUCCAGAAGAAAUCAGAGUUCGAGGAGGAUGUAGACUUUGAGAAUGAUUUGCUCAAAAUUCCACCUGGAUUCAAAGCUGGAAUGGACUUCAGUGACAAAGAUGCCAAGAUGGCCAAGCCAGAAGUGAACCUCAUGUCCCUCCUGUCCACUUUUGAUGACAUAAUUGACAUGCAGCCUGAGCCAGAGAAAGAGGAGAAAAGCAACAAAGAAGAAAAGUCACUCCCCAGAACUAAUAGUCUUGAAGAUCUGGGCAUCAAGGAUGCUGUGUCAUCCUCCGCUCCCUCAGAGCCUAAAAAGGAUGAGAAAAUAAAACCAAAGGAAAAUCCAGAGCUGAAGAAGAAGUGGGCCGUUCCUGUGGACAUCACUUCACCGUGUGAUGAUUUCCACAAACGCAUUCCUAAUCCAGCUUUCAAGUGGCCGUUUGAACUGGACACUUUCCAGAAACAGGCGGUGCUGAGGCUGGAGGCUCACGAGUCUGUGUUUGUAGCUGCUCACACAUCUGCGGGUAAAACCGUGGUGGCCGAGUACGCCAUCGCGCUGUCACAGAAACACAUGACCAGGACCAUCUACACAUCCCCGAUCAAAGCUCUGUCCAAUCAGAAGUUCAGGGACUUCAAGAACACCUUUGGUGAUGUGGGACUCCUGACAGGCGACGUCCAGCUCAGUCCAGAAUCUUCCUGCCUCAUCAUGACCACAGAGAUCCUCAGGUCGAUGCUGUACAACGGCUCCGAGGUCAUCAGAGACCUGGAGUGGGUGAUUUUUGACGAGGUUCAUUACAUCAAUGAUGCUGAGAGAGGUGUCGUGUGGGAGGAGGUUUUAAUCAUGCUUCCAGAUCACGUCAGUAUCAUUCUGCUCAGUGCCACCGUGCCUAACGCACUGGAGUUCAGUGAGUGGAUUGGUCGUAUCAAGAAGAGGCACAUUUACGUGAUCAGUACCAUGAAGAGACCUGUGCCUUUGGAGCAUCAUCUGUACACUGGAAACAGUACCAAGACCCAGAAGGAGAUGUUCCUGCUGGUGGAUGCUGCAGGGAACUUCCUAACCAAAGGGUACUAUGCAGCAGUUGACGCCAAAAAGGAGCGAACCAGCAAACACGCCCAGUCCUUUGGUGCUAAAAAUACUUCUCAUAACACGACAGCCAGUCAGGACCGCUCUGUGUGGCUCAGCCUCCUUCACUUCCUGUCUGCGCGACAGCAGACUCCAGUCGUCGCCUUCACCUUCUCUCGGACACGUUGCGACGACAACGCCCGCUCCCUGGACUCCAUGGACCUGACCACGUCCAUAGAGAAGGCAGAGAUUCAUUCUUUCUUCCAGAAGAGUCUGAGCCGCCUGCGGGGGGGAGACCGCCAGCUACCUCAGAUCCUGGUGAUGAGAGACCUGUUGAAGAGAGGAAUAGCCGUCCAUCACAGUGGGAUCCUGCCCAUCCUGAAGGAAGUGAUCGAGAUGCUGUUUUCACGAGGUCUCGUCAAAGUGCUGUUUGCCACCGAGACGUUUGCCAUGGGAGUCAACAUGCCCGCGAGGACUGUGGUGUUUGACAGCAUCAGGAAACAUGACGGCACUGGCUUCAGAAAUCUACUGCCAGGUGAAUACAUUCAGAUGGCAGGCAGAGCUGGGAGGAGAGGCCUGGACGCCACAGGCACCGUCAUUAUUCUGUGUAAAGCGGGUGUUCAUGAGAUGGCAGACCUGCACGUCAUGAUGCUGGGUAAACCCAUGCUGCUCCAGUCUCAGUUCAGACUCACCUACACCAUGAUCCUCAACCUGCUGCGAGUCGAAGCGCUUCGUGUGACCGACAUGAUGAGGAGGAGCUUCUCUGAAAACCACAGAGACACUCAGAGCCAUGAGAAGCAGAUCAGUCAGCUGAAACAGACGCUGUCCUCGCUGCCUCCCCUGGACACAGAGGGUCAGCUCUCUGACCUCCUGCAGUACUACCACACAGUGACGGAGCUCAGAACCACCAGUGAAAUACUCCAACGUGCGAUGCUGGAGUCGGUGAACGGGCUGAAGGCUCUGUCUGUGGGCCGGGUGGUGGUGGUCAACAAUAAACAGCAUCUGAAUGCUCUCGGAGUGAUACUGCAGGUGUCUAACGACUCAGUGAAUCGCACCUUCACGGCUCUCAUUAUCUGUGAGAAAGGCAACGAGGGAGGAGGAGGAGGAGGAGGAGCGACAGACGGCAUGUCACUGCCGCACCUCUACAACACGGCUCUGUUCAUACCUGAGGGUCCCUGCAGUCACACGGUGCAAAAGCUGAAGCUUCAGGAGAUUACAUCCAUCACAGUGAAAACCCUCAAAGUCGUGCCUGACAGAAUCAUCGACAACUACAACAAGAGGCAACAGCCGCGCUUCAGACUGGAUCCUCCAGGCCAGGCUAUCUCCACGGCGACCCAGGAGCUCCUUCGAUUGGCCGAAGCCAACCCCGGGGGCAUCGGGUCUCUGGACCCGGUCAACGACCUGCAGCUGAAGAGCGUGGAUGUGGUGGAAGGUUCCAUGAGACUCCGUGUGCUGCAGGAGAGCCUCAAAGAGUUCAACUGCAUCCACUCACCCCUGUUCCCAGAGCAGUUUGCUCGGAGUCAUGAGAGGAUGUCUGUGCAGGAGGAGCUGGACCGGCUGAUGUUCCUGAUCUCAGAUCAGUCUCUGUCUCUGCUGCCUGAAUAUCACCAGAGGAUCAAGGUCCUGGAGUCCCUCCAGUACAUCGACAGCAGCGGCGCGGUGCAGCUAAAAGGCCGCGUUGCCUGUCAGAUCAGCAGCCACGAGCUGCUGCUGACCGAGCUGCUCUUCGAGAACGUCCUGAGUCCCAUGGCGCCUGAGGAGAGCGCCGCCCUGCUGUCCUGUUUGGUCUUUACGCAGAACACGCAGGUGGAGCCGCACAUCACCAACACACUGCAGGAGGGCAUCAAGAGUGUACUGUCGGUGGCCCAGCGUAUCGGCGAGCUGCAGAGGGAGUGUGGGAUACCACAGACGGCUGAGGAGUUCGUUGGCCAGUUCAAGUUCGGUCUGACAGAGGUGGUGUACUGCUGGGCCAGAGGCAUGCCGUUCGCAGAGAUCGCGCUGCUCACCGACGUCCAGGAGGGCACCGUGGUCCGCUGCAUCCAGCGCCUGGACGAGGUGCUGAAGGAGGUGCGACAGGCCGCCCGCAUCGUGGGAGACUCCGUGCUGGGGAGCAAGAUGGAGAAGGCCUCGCUAGCCAUCCGCAGGGACAUCGUCUUUACCGCCUCUCUCUACACCCACUGAGGAGAGGAGGGAAGGAGAGGAGGACGGUGAAUUAUAAAACAGUCGAGGUGGGCUGUAUGGAGGAGGUACAGUGAUGGUGGACAGGAAAAAAACCUCAACAAAUGUGCCUACAGAACAUGUCAAUGUUUACAUGAUGAAUGUCUUAUCAGGAAGAAUGAAAUUAUUUUUAACUACAGACCAAACUACAGCAAUCAUGAAAUCAAAUCCUCGGUGUAAUUUAUUGUACAGAAAUAAAACUUGUAUUAAAACAAA
Messenger RNA from Cynoglossus semilaevis (tongue sole), 4078 nucleotides. It is a transcript of the gene skic2, whose product is annotated as SKI2 subunit of superkiller complex. The transcript is spliced from 29 exons. Gene Ontology annotation, molecular function: RNA binding; RNA helicase activity; ATP binding. The coding region runs from base 86 to 3826 and encodes 1246 amino acids. Lineage: Eukaryota; Metazoa; Chordata; Actinopteri; Pleuronectiformes; Cynoglossidae. The record is from RefSeq and is a predicted model, not a curated record. Gene Ontology annotation, biological process: nuclear-transcribed mRNA catabolic process, 3'-5' exonucleolytic nonsense-mediated decay. Gene Ontology annotation, cellular component: Ski complex.